Molecule: messenger RNA, 2675 nt
Organism: Camellia sinensis
Lineage: Eukaryota; Viridiplantae; Streptophyta; Magnoliopsida; Ericales; Theaceae
Source: RefSeq, a predicted model, not a curated record
UUUCGUGCUCCAUGUGUUUUGGCUUUUAUAGUUUAUCUUGAUUUUAGGUCGGCAAAAAUGAUCUUGUACUUCAUUCAAACAUUCUAUGAAGUGCUAGAUUUCAGCUCUUAAACUUAAUUUGAUGGCCUUUUUUUGCGAUGGACCAAGAAUAUUUGAUGCAGCUGCAAUGAUGGAAUUUACAUUGUCUCCUUGGGAUCUCAUAAUAUAUUAGGUGUAGGCCUUGAAACACACCAUUUAAUGCUUAUGAUUCCUCUCUUCCAAAAUAAAUAAGUUGAAUUAAUGUUUUUAUUAAUGACUAUUGAUUAAUCUAUAUAUUACUGAAUGGAGGAAAGAUCACAGAUUAAUUUGAAAAAAUAGAGGUAAAAAACGCAGCAAAGAAGUCUUGAAAAAACUAAUGUGCCAGUAAAGGUCUUGUAUUCCUUUAGUUCUAGAAAGGAGAUUUUUCCAUCUCAACUAGAGUCUUGAAACAGAUCUUUAAAAUGUAAAUUCAGUAUUACUUCUAUCUAUAUUAAUUUGGUUUCUUUUCUAUGGUUUUAGUAAACAAUGAAUUGUUAACUAAUGGAACAUGAAAAAAUAAAAUACCCUAGAAAUGAAACUUACGGUCGUAAUUUUGUGGGAAGAAGAGUAUACAUUAUGUUGAUGUUUGGUGCAUUAUGUCUGAGUCAUAGCACUUGACGUGUACACCUUGAAUCUUUAGUGAAGGUGAAGAUAAGAGAAAUCAAGUAAUAUAUCUGGCUGUCCAAAUUCUUAAGCAUAGUUCUAGCUGCUAAAUCUUGGCUGGUGAGGAGUAGAUUGUUUUCGAACUUUGCAUGCUGUAUGGUUUCAGACUUCUCUUAGGUGUGCUCUGUCUAAUUUAUAUCGGGUAGUCGCUCUUACAAUUGAAUCCAAGUGUGCCGAGAACACACCAUGGUUAGAUUGAUUACUGAAGUAAAGAAAAAUACACAGAUGAAAAUAAAGUUGUCUGUGACCAUGCAAUUUGUGCUUGUAGUUUUAGUUAAUUAUAAUUUCUCUUUAGCUAGAGAGAAAUAAUUUGAGGCAAUGACGCAUUGCUGUUGCUUUUCUCUCCAUGUCCUUAUUGAUAACAUUGAAGAUUUUGCUCCAAUAAUAUAUACUCCUACAGUAGGAUUGGUUUGCCAAAACUAUUCAGGGUUGUUCAGACGCCCAUGGGGAAUGUACUUCAGUGCAAAAGAUAAAGGAGAGAUGAUGUCCAUGAUCUAUAACUGGCCUGGUCAUCUGGUAUUUUGGAAAUCUAAAAUGCAUUAAUGUGCAGUUUUGUUCUCUUUAUUGCUUUUACCUCCUUCUUGGUGAUACAUUAAGAGUGCUUUGUACUUGUACCAGAUCAGAUGGUAAACAAAGCAAGGUAAAAAAAUGUGUCCAGUGUAGCAUUAUUGUUUGCUGUGAAUAAUGAAUAUACACAUUACAAAAUGAGCACAUUUGCUCGCUUAGAAAUGAAAAUUGGUUCAGCACUCCUUGCAGCUUAAAGGUUAUGUUCAUCAUUGCACUUGACAUAUCAUGGGUAUAUGGCUUCUUCUGUAUUGCAACAUGAUUGUCCUGACUGAUGGUAGCCGCAUUCUUGGUCUGGGUGAUCUUGGGGUACAGGGAACUGGAAUACCCAUUGGAAAUCUUGAUAUGUAUGUCGCUGCUGCUGGAAUCAAUCCACAGAGAACUGUAAUAGGCCUUGAAUACUGCAAUACUGGAUGCCUCUCUCUCUCUCUUAACACAUGCAGAGAGGAGAGAUUUGGGACUUCGGCACCCUCAGUUGGAAGGAGAGGAGUAUCUAUCAAUUGUUGAUGAAUUUAUGGAGGCAAUUCACGCCCGUCGGCCCAAGGCUAUUGUGCAAUUUGAGGAUUUUCAAAUGAAGUGGGCUUUUGAAAGACUGCAACGGUAUCAAAAAAGGUUCUGCAUGUUCAAUGAUGACAUGCAGGGAACUGCUGGUGUUGCACUGGCAGGACUGCUUGGAAGCGUAAGGGCACAAGGUCGACCAUUGACUAACUAUGUGAACCAGAAGAUAGUUGUAGUUGGAGCUGGAAGUGCAGGGCUUGAUGUUUUUAACAUGGCUACAAAGGCUGUUUCAAGAAUGGCAGGAGCUGAAGCAAGUCCUCAGUUUUUCCUACUUGAUAAAGAUGGUCUCAUUACAACGGAAAGGAAGGGUGCUGAUCCAGCUGCUGCACCAUUUGCCAAAGCCCCUGGGGAGAUCAAGGGUUUGGGGCUUAGGGAGGGAGCAAAUCUCGUUGAAGUGGUUAAAAGAGUGAAGCCUCAUGUGCUUCUUGGUUUGUCUGAAGUUAGCGGCAUCUUCAAUGAGCAGCUGAAUGCACUGCUGUUGAUGCUUUCAAUCAUGCUGGAGAAAAUAUAGUUUUUGCAAGCGGGAGCCCUUUCAAAAAUGUUGACCUUGGAUUGGGAUGGGAGCUCCUCUCAGGUGCUCAUUUGAUUUCAGAUGGAAUGUCGCAAGCAAUUUCUAAAUGCCUUGCUUCAUAUAUUACAAACAAAGAGAUUCAGAGUGCUAUUUUGUAUCCUCCUACGAGAAGUAUUUGAGAUAUAGCAGCAGAGGUUGGAGCUGUUGUUGUUCGAGCAGCAGUUGCCGAAGAACUGGCAGAAGGACGUUGUGAUGUGGGACCCAAAGAGCUCAGGUAGAUAUCAAAAGUAUGGAUAGUUCUCGACUUUCUUACAAGAAAAAU